GGUGGUAAUGUUUCUGGUAAUAUGAACUUUAAUCCAAACAUGAAUAAUCAAGGUGCAAGUUCUAAUCCUCAACAGAAUAGACCUAUGAAUAUUCAGCCAGCUCAGGCCAAUAGACUCAUUCAAGAGCUUAGAAAUGAAUGGGCUCUUGCAAAAGCAGCCGGUGAUAACCAAGCUGAAGCACAACAGCAUUACAGAAGAGCAGAACAAAUAAAACAAGUUUUGAUUAAAUAUCAUGCACAAAGAAAUGCCAGACAACAACAGGCUCAACAACAACAACAACCACAAUUUCAAGGUAGCGGAACCCCCUCUUCUCAAUCUUCUCAACAAGGACUCAAUCAAUCUCAACAACAAUUUCAAAACACAAGCGUCUCUCCCGGACCACAACAACUGCCACAACAAAACCCCUCCAACCCUCCUUUAUCUCAACAACCAACUCAGCAAUUGAAUAAUAAUCCUACUAAUACUAUGCAGCAAAUGGGAGCUGGAUCCCCUGCCCCACAAUCGUCAGGAACUCCUCAACCUCGUCAAGGCUCACCAGGUGCUCCAAAUAAUCAAAUUUCAAUUGAAAAUUUCAAUCAAGUCAAGUCCAGAAUGAUAAGUCUUGAUGGAAAAAUCAAACAACUUAAUGCGGCUAAGAAUACUCCCAACUUGACUCCGGAACAACUUGCUGCUAUUGAUAAUCAAUUGAAUGAUUUCAAUCUGAAAUUAGGUAAAUGUCAACAAGUUGCUUUAAUAAUAAGAGAACAAUUAACAAGAAGAAAUGCUGCUCUUUCUUACUCAAAUAAUAACUUCAAUGCUGGUACUCCUGGUGCUCUGUCUUCAUCACAAAUGUCCCAGAAUCAACAGAGUCAACAAUUGCCCCAAAGUCAACAACAGUCUCCAAUUAACCAAACAGCUCCAAGCCCAGCUGCAAAUCAAAUCAACCCACAAUCACAAGCUAAGAUCCCCCCACAACCGAAGCCAAAAACUCCUUUACCGAAACAACAACCAAAGCCCACUGCAACAGCACCUCAAGAUACCCAAGGAGCACAGGGUGCUCAACCAAAUCAAGGCAGAAAAUUAUCAUCAGCUCAGCUCAAAGGAACUCCUGGUGCUUCUGAGACCCCAAUUCCUAGGGCAAGUGCAACCACAACUCCAAAUACUGCAGCUGCAAAUGCAGUGGCUAAUAAUGCUCAAAUAAAUAAAUCGAGUAAAACGUCAUCCCCAGCUCCUUCAAGUAAAGGUAGUGCCUCUCAGCCUCCCGGACCACCAGCAGUAAAUUUAGCAGGGAUAACCAAACCAAGUGUACCACCAGUUCCAAUCUCUAAUAGUAUUAAUGUCAAACCACCUAAUCCUGUGACUUUGAAGCCUGGUGGAAACAAUACUCGUGCCACAUUAACUGGUGGAUCUGCUAAUGGUUUUGGUCAAGUUGUUGGUACUCCGGCUGUUGUUAAAAUGCCUACAUUUGAUUUAGCUACUACUGGUGCAGGAGGUCCUAUUCCAGAUAACAAUGGCCGCGUGUUAACAAAGAGAAAGCUCACGGAGUUGGUUAAUACAAUUGGAGCAGAUGAAGGUGAUGGAAAAACAAACAUUGAUGGUGAUGUUGAAGAACUUUUACUUGAUUUGGCUGAUGAGUUUAUCACUUCUGUUACAGGAUUUGCCUGUAGAUUAGCAAAACACAGAAAAGUGGAUUCAGUUGAUGUGAGAGACGUUCAAUUACAUUUAGAAAGAAACUGGAAUAUCAGAAUCCCGGGUUAUGCAAUGGAUGAAAUAAGAGCCACCAGAAAAUGGCAACCAAGCUCAAGCUACAACCAAAAAGUUUCUGGUGUUGAAAUUUCUAAAUCUGUUAAUGGGAAUAUAAAUUAAAAUAUAUGAUUUAUCUAAGGUAGAAUAAGUAAAUAUUUUAUAAAUUUUAAUCUAGCUUUACUUUAAGGAA
Molecule: messenger RNA, 1915 nt
Organism: Hyphopichia burtonii NRRL Y-1933
Lineage: Eukaryota; Fungi; Ascomycota; Pichiomycetes; Serinales; Debaryomycetaceae
Exons: 1
Coding region: 40-1845 (601 amino acids)
Biological process (GO): RNA polymerase II preinitiation complex assembly; DNA-templated transcription initiation
Cellular component (GO): SAGA complex; transcription factor TFIID complex; SLIK (SAGA-like) complex
Molecular function (GO): TBP-class protein binding; protein heterodimerization activity; DNA binding
Source: RefSeq, a predicted model, not a curated record